Penicillium atrosanguineum is the source of this 276-nucleotide messenger RNA. RefSeq lists its product as uncharacterized. NCBI's taxonomy places the organism in Eukaryota, Fungi, Ascomycota, Eurotiomycetes, Eurotiales, Aspergillaceae. Bases 1 to 276 code for a protein of 91 amino acids. The transcript is spliced from 3 exons. The record is from RefSeq and is a predicted model, not a curated record.
AUGUCCCAUGCGGCGUUCGGCACCCGAGACAACCGAAAACUUGCUAAUCUAAUAAGACGUUACAACUCCGGUUGUUCUCAUUCUUGGUUCGGCGGGCAGCAUGUGGCUCAGGCUUUUGCCGCAAAGGGCUACAAAGUUGCCCUUGCAUCUAGAAGCCUUAAAGAAGAAACCAGCAAUGCGGACCAGGUCCAUAUUUCCGCCGACCUAUUGGAUCCCGUUUUUGACAAUGUCGAACGUAAUGAACACAGUUUCGAGGGCGUUGAAUACCCCGAUUGA